Messenger RNA from Saccoglossus kowalevskii, 10206 nucleotides. RefSeq names its product TPR and ankyrin repeat-containing protein 1-like. Gene Ontology annotation, molecular function: ATP binding; protein binding; metal ion binding. The record is from RefSeq and is a predicted model, not a curated record. Lineage: Eukaryota; Metazoa; Hemichordata; Enteropneusta; Harrimaniidae.
AUGGAAUCGCUUGAAGGAAAGACGGUGCAGGAAGUGAUACAAGGGGCAAACUGCCUGUUUGAUCUGGGAGACUCCAAAGUGAUGGUGGAUCCUGGGUUAGAGGAGUGGGAUGGUCAAGGGAUCCCUGGGUGGACACCGCAAUGUACAGAUGAAGUAUACGUCGCCCAGGUGUUCCAACACAAUGGCAAAAUGGUAACACUGAGUAUGGACACGAAGGUCAAGCAAAUGCAUUACUACAAGCAUAUAGGUAAUCAAGCUUUCAAUAGGGGAGAUUACGCUACUGCUAUACAAAACUACACUCGAGGACUUCUCGCCGGAAACGGAACGCCUGACAAUAAACAAGAUAUGGCUGCUCUACUCUCAAAUCGAUCAAAUUGCUGUAUGCGAUUGGGACGUCCAGAAGAAGCACUAGAAGAUGCUGAACAUUCCUUACGAUAUGGUCCAAUGUGGUGGAAGGGACAUUGGCGAAUUGCGUCAGCAUAUAAAGUUUUGCAUAAAUUUCAAGAAGCAGCUAGUGCCUUUGGAUACGGAUUACAGUGCGUGGGAGACAAUGAUUCAAACGCUGAGGCAACAAGAGUCAAAUUCCUGGUUGAAAUUGUUCAACUACUACAAUAUCCCAAAUCACAAGAAAUGGCUCACGAGCAAUUGAUAAACGCUAGCGUGGAUAAACAAGUUUGGACCAAAUUGGUGCUGGAAUUUUCAGAAAACUCGGACUGGCUUGCAGUGUAUCACCUUAUGCUUGGCGGAAAUAAAACAGAAAAGCCUGGGUUCGCUGGUGUGGCUACAAACAAUUGUGAUACUCAAGAUGUUGUACUAAGCAAUAGUUUGAGUCGAAAUGCAAGUCUUGGUGACAAGCGUGUGAUUUUGAUGGUUGUCUUGAUACAACAUGGGGCAGAUCCAACCCGUGUGAGAACGCUGCAUGGUAACACUCCACUGCAUGACGGCAUGGAAUAUUGCUUAAAUAACGCAAGCGAAGACUAUUUGGAGUUCUUAUUCACAAAAUGGUACAGAUCACCAGCUCAACGAAGUAUACAAAAUGACCAUGGCGACACAGUGUUCCAUAUUCUUACUAAGAACAGGGAAGUGAGUGUUAGAUUGCAGGAUAAAAUGUAUCAUUUCCUGAAAGGAUGGGGCGUCAAUCCUUGCAUUAAGAAUAACGAAGGAAAACGGGCCUCAGACUGCAUUGACCCACCUUCCGGGCUUAUUGAGUUACUUGAGGAGUAUGCAGAAAGUUAUGACGAUGAGAUUAAUAAUUUAGAGCCGCCACUUGUAACAGAUCAGUUUACGAUAAGUUACAAAUUGAAAUCGCAAGCUGAAUUCAAGAAAUUAGGAAAUAAGAACAUGAAUGCUGGCAAUUACAUGCUUGCAUAUCAAAACUACACAAAAGCCCUGGAGAGUGGGAAGGGACUACCUGACAGUGAUCAUGAGAUAUCUCAUAUUCUUAGUAAUCGUUCAUGUGUUCAAUUGAAGCUGGGACGGUAUCAGGAAGCGUUGAAGGAUGGGAAAAAUUGUUUACGACGUAAUCCUGAAUGGUCGAAGGGAUAUUGGCGAUAUGCCAAAGCGUUAGUAGCUUUGAAUGAACACAAACAAGCUGUAUCGGCUUUUGAUGAUGGAUUCAAUGUUGUGAAGAACACUGAUCCACGGGCUUUAGACACCAGAAUUAGUUUUGUACUUGAACUUGUUAAACUGUUUGAACAUCCAGCAGCAAAAGAACUGAGCCUCUCUAAACUGGAAAAUCCCAAAAUAGAUAAACAAAUUUGGUCUAAAGUGGUGUUAGAUCUUGCAAAGCACUUCAAAUGGCAGGAAGUAUAUCAACUUAUGCUUGGUGGAAGUAAAAACUGUGUUCAGGGUUACGGUGGUUUGGCUACAGGUUGUCACUCAUUAGCUAAUUUAACAAUAAACAAAGACCUAAGCCUCAACACUGAUCUUCAACAAGCACAAGUUGCAAGGUUAAUUAUCGCAUUGGUAAACCAUGGUGCGAACCCUACUUAUGUCAAGUCAUUUAAUGGUGCAACUGCUUUGCAUAUUGGGCUGGAACACAGCAUGAACGAAGGACAUCCCAAACUUAUAGAGAAACUAUUCAAAAAAUGGUUUAAGACAUCAUGUCAACGCAAUGUACAAGAUGACAAUGGCGACACACUGUAUCAUCAAGUAAUAAACAAACGUGACUUAACUGGAAGACUCAGAUACGAUUAUUGGAUGGAAUUAUUGUUUGAUCAUGGCGUGGAUCCCGGCCUCAAGGAUUGUAAAGGAAAACGUGCUCUGGAUCACCUCACUCCCCAUUCACCAUGUUACUCUACCCUAAAGGAGAUUACAGAUAAUUAUAAAGGAAAAAUACUGGACACAGCAGGACAAGCCAUGCGAUAUAUGAAGACUGAAGAAUGGUCUGAGUCAUUACGUUUGUUUGCCAGAUAUAUCGGGGAGAGUUAUAAGGAUCGUUCUAAGAAAGACGUUGUUGCUCAAAGCCAAAUGAACAUAGUCCAAAUCCUACAUAAUGUAAAUGAGAUUUCAUCUAAAGUGGUUUGCAAAGCACCGCCACAGACUUGGAAGGACACCAUUGCCAGAUGUGUCAGUGAUGGCAAAUGGAGACAGCUGUAUCUGCUGAUCAAUGGUGGUGGUAACAGUCAUGUACUCGGAAGUGGUGGUCUGGCGAAAGGAUGUUCUCUCUCGGACGUGUGUGUAACCAAUUUUUUGAGCUCAGGCUAUGCAGAGAUAACUAUCACGAAAUAUGACAUCGUUUGCUUGUUGCUAGAUAAUGGUGCCAAGCCUGAUGGCAUCGGACCAAUGAAAGCAGCUGAAUAUGCAAUCAGGAUAUUAGAAGACGCUAGACUGGUACUUCUUUUACUUCAAUACGAUGCCAUGCCUACAUCUCUGAGUUUGGAUAACGGAGACACUCCUUUGCAUGCAGCAUUAAUGCUGUCAUUGAAGAGGAAAGAUGAUUUCACUGUAUUAAAAUAUCUAUUUCAACUUUACCAAUCUGACCCGCGGAAGUAUCCCUACCUUCACCCAUGCGUCCAGGAUGCAGAGGGCAACACACUUUUUCAUCUUGUCAUUCACGGACCGCCCAACGCCGCUAUCAUGGCCGCUGUCAAACUGCUAGCUGAGAAUAAAGUGGAUCCACAAAUUAGAAAUAAGCAGGGAAGCAUACCACUAAACAGCUUGAAGAAGAAUGAUCGCAGGUUACCAUACUUGAAGGUAGCUGCAUCUCACCAUCCAGUCACUCGUUCCAAAAAGAAGUUGAAAGAAGAUGAGAGAAUCAAAGUCCUUCAAAGUGGAGCAUCUAUAGAUUCUAAAUUUCUAUCAGAAAUUCGAGACGCUAAAAAAGGAGCACAACUCCAAAAACCAUCAGUUCUUGGGAUGGCUCUCCGGGAGGAAAUCAUUAAGCGAAUCACUGUCUUGAUUGAUGAGAUGCCAGAAUUUGUUCCGAAAAGACCUAAAUUGGAUUCUCAAGAUGUGAUACCAUCGAUCAAAACUGAAAUUAAAAUCAAGAGAAAAACACCAACAGUGGUAUUACACGACAUGACUGGUCCUGGUUAUGUGCCUGAACUGAAAGCAGAUAAAGAAACCAAAAUUGUAAAUCAGAUGAUUGUUGAUAAAGAAGAGGAAGCAGAAGAUAAAGAUGAUGCUGAUGAAGAGGGCGAGUUUGAUGCUUCGAUAUUUGAUGACUUGGUUUGGGAAGUAGAAUGUACCUCGGCUGUCUGGAAAAUACUCCGAAACAAACGUCUGGAGCAACACACGAAGGUACACAUAGUAGAUAAGAUACGUCUUCUUGCUAAUGGAAUGUGGAGCUCUGAUCUAUGCAAGAGAAUGGAAGGCAUUUCUAAACAGCAUGAUGUCAAGUUGUUUGAAGCUCGAUUGAACAAAGCAGCCAGGAUCCUCUGGGAACUAGCGAUCGCAUUCUCGCCGAGAUGCAGUGAAGGUCCAGAGAAACGCCUACAGAUGGGGAGUAAUGGUGAUAAAUCGGGAGCUGUCGGUGGUCGCAUCUAUUCGGAGGUCAUCAGAGUGUGGGACAUUGUGUUCGAUCAUGAUAAUGUUCCACGAAGUAUUGAAAACAUUAUCAAAUCUCAUAACAGAGGGCAGACUUGUAUUAUAAAGAAGAAUCUGAAGGGUAUUGAUAGAAAGGAAUUUCAAAAAGGACGUGGAACGACUGAUGAGAGGGUACCAAUGUUCUUUAGAGAAGCCACUGAAGACCAAGAUCUUGUAAUUGAGAGAAAGAAACCACUGCAGCAGGAGGAGAUACCCAAACUAUUUUUUCCACCAGCUAGCUCCAACGAGACCGAAUACCAUAUCAUGAAAUUCUAUUCAUUCACCUCAACCUUAGUGAACAACAUACUGCUAAAUAAAGACACCAAAGUCGACUUUCCAUUCCGUGUUACUGAACUUGAACAUGCAAUUAUUCACCUUGAUCCCAAACCGCCGUCCGCCAUAUUAUUACUUGGCCGCAGUGGAACAGGAAAGACCACCUGUUGUCUGUAUCGAAUGUGGAGCUCAUUUCUGAAUUAUUGGGAGCAUGCAGCCCACACUGGACCCUGGAUACCCAGGGAUGCAGCAUUUGUGCAAGAUCAGAGGAAUGCAACGGGGGAGCAAAUAAAGGCUGAUACGGAUCCAGAGACUAUGGAUGGAGAUUUGGAAAGUUUUAAAUCUUCAUGUUCACCAGGACCACCUAGUCUAAUUAGGCGAGGCGGCAAUAGAGACAACAAUAAAGAUAACACCAUGAUGGACCAUCUGCAUCAAAUAUUCAUCACAAAGAAUGCUGUUCUAUGUAGCGAAGUACAGAAGAACUUUCGAGAUUUAAGUCAUGCCUGUGAUGCAGCCAAGGAACAUGUUGAAGUAGAAGACAAUGAAGUACCACACAGGUUACAAGAUGCACACCCUGCUCAGUUUCCAUUAUUCUUGAAUUCCACCCAGUGGUUACUGAUGCUAGAUGCUUCACUGCCUGAUCCAUAUUUUCCCAGAAACCCUGAUGGAUCAUUGAAACGAGAAAUUACAGGCUGGGGAAAAGAUGGUGCAGCUGCAUUCAUUCCAAUGCUUGAGGAAGAAGAGGACGACGACGAUGACAAAGAAGAAAAUGAUUCAGAUAAUGACGAUGGUUUGGGAGGUGAUAUGGACGAGCAGGAAGCAGAACAGAGAAAUUUUGAUCCUAGAAAAGAAGUCACGUAUGACUUGUUCGCGCAAGAAAUAUGGCCUAAAAUUAACAAAAGCAAACUUGACUAUCAUCCCACUUUGGUGUGGAUGGAAAUCAUUUCAUUCAUUAAAGGAUCUGUUGAAGCACUUCACACUAGACAUGGAUUUCUGUCACUGCAACAGUAUCAAGAACUUGGCAGAAAAAGAGCGCCGAAUUUCACAGCUGACAGACAAGAAAUUUACAAGCUGUUCCAAAAGUAUCUGCAUGUGAAGAGUCAACACAAUCUGUUUGAUGAGUGUGAUCUGGUGUACAGUGUUUCAAGUCGACUCAAGAAAGUUAGAGUUCCUGAUUGGGUCGUGCAUCAGUUUUACAUUGACGAGACACAAGAUUUCACACAGGCCGAAUUGUCUGUGAUUAUUCGAUGCUGUAGUAAUCCAAACGCCCUCUUUUUAACUGGUGAUACUGCCCAAAGCAUCAUGAGAGGUGUGGCUUUUCGAUUUGAUGACUUGAAGACAUUAUUCCACUUUGCCAGUAAAUCUAUGAAAGCGGUUGGUAAAACUGCAAGAGUUACGGUACCAAAGCGAGUCUAUCAACUGACUCACAACUAUAGAUCCCAUGCUGGGAUCUUGAAUCUGGCAACAAGCGUUGUUGAUUUGAUGAUUGAAUUCUUUCCUGAGUCAUUUGAUAGACUACAGAAGGAUCAAGGUUUAUUUGAUGGACCACAGCCAGUGAUAUUGGAAUCUUGCAGCUUUAGCGACCUGGCUCUGUUGUUGAGAGGCAACAAGCGAAGAACGUCUGAGAUAGAAUUUGGUGCCCACCAGGUUUGUAUAACUGUAUUAAUGGUACAUGCAUAUAUUGCAUUAUUUUGGCACCAACCACUAAUAUCACAAGCCCUACGCAACUUGUUGGGAGCCAUUUUGGUAACAGCGUAUCUGGAGAAAUUAAUUGAAGACUUCCAAGACAGUAAAGGAAAAUCAAGCAAGUUAUCACAAAAUCUAGUAGAGUUAGAUCUCAAUGAGCAUGUUAGCAGCACUGCCAAGCCAAGAGCAUUGCAAUUUGAUUGUGAUAAACACAAGGUGUUGAAUUCAGAAUUGAAGUAUUUGUAUACUGCUUUGACCCGAGCCAGAGUCAAUGUGUGGAUAUUUGAUGAAGAUCCUGAAAAGAGAGCACCCAUGUUUGAGUAUUUCAGAAAGAGGAAACUAGUCAAUGUCAUCAGUGUGGCCAAAAAUGAAAAUGGUGAAGGAAGUUUGUCCGAUGCUAUGUUUGCCUCUGUGUCCAGUGUAGAAGAAUGGAACAGCCGCGGUGACUAUUUCUAUAAUAACAAGUUGUGGCAAGUUGCUGCUAAAUGCUAUAAAAAAGGAGGAGAUGCUACCAAAGAAAAGAUGUCUCUUGCACAGUAUCGCGCACUCGAAGCAGGCAGACUGCGUGAAAAUCCACGUAAAAUGAGGGAGGAAUUUCUAAAGUCUGCUGAUCAGUUCAUGCUAUGUGAUCUGCCACACGAAGCAGCUCGAUGUCUGUUCAAUGCAAAAGAAUACAAGUUAUGCCAAUUAUUUGAGAAGUUGGGAAAGGUGACCAAUGCAGCCAUCUUAUAUGAGAAGAGAUUGAAGAUGCCAAGUGCGGCAGCAAGGUGCUACGAACUCUCAGGUUGUUACUGGAAAUCGAUAGAAUUACUGUCAUCCAUCAAUGCCUACGACAAAGCCGCUGAUGUUGUCGAGAGAUACAAUAUCUUCAAGCAGGAUUACCAAGACAGGAAUUUGCCAAUCCCUGCUGAAUUGCAAAGAAACUCUCCUGGAGUUCUCCAUACCAUUGAGAGAUUAUGCUUCAGUUCAGCUGAAUACUAUUAUCAUAGACGUAAGUAUGACCAAAUGCUGGGUGUCCUCAGUCGGCUUCCAGAGGUCGAUGACCAACUGGACUUCCUUAAGGAGAGGAAGCUAGAUGCACAUGCUGCUACCAUUCUUAAGGAGAACGGCCGAAUAUUGGAAGCCGCAAAACUCAUGAGGUCAAGAGGAAAGCUGAAGGAGACGCUUGAAUGCGUGGAUGCCACGGUAGAUCCGCGAUUUAGGGCUGAAGUUCUUGCAUCAUAUGGCCGUGUAAACAUCGAAAGUGAAGAGUCUGUGCAGUAUUUAGACGAAGCAAUCAUGUUGUUCCGUGGACUGAACGAUCUACAUGGUGAGGCAGAAGCAACCUAUACUGUUGCUCAUAUAAAAAAGAAUAAGGCGAUACUGAAAGAGGCGUACCAUUUGUAUUUCAAAGCUAACAACAGCAUAGGCCAGAUUGAGUGUACCAACAAACUACUGAAAUUUGAACCACCCACGACCAGUCGGGAUAUUCGAUCCAACGUUCUUCCCAGACUUGACCAGCUAUUCAAGUUGAUCUCUUAUCUAGACAAUCCAAUUGGACCUGUACAGAAUCAUAAUGCUGACUUGUGCUAUACAUUUUACGGUUUGAAGGACGAGACCAACUACAUGAAAGAGAUACUUGUUCAUGAAGGAGCUCGGUUUCUCAAAAUUUCUGGUGACAUGCGUGGUAGUCUUGAGGUGAGUGCCAGUCAAGCUCGGAAGAAAAUAAUGAUGCAUCUGUUUAAAAUGGGUCUCGAAUGGAUUAAAUCUUCUAAACAGCUAUUACAGAAUGAGCAAACCAAACUGCAGCAGUGUCAGGAUUAUAUAAUGGGAUUCCAAUGUAGAAGUACAAACACAUGUCCACACUUACACGUUCCCUAUUCAAGACACGAUUACCAUUCAUACCUGAAUUCAGUUACCGCUGAAAUCAUGUUGCAUGAUCUGUUGAUGAAAGCUUCACACGGCCGGAAGCAUCAUACUAAAAGCAUGGUUGCUUUUGAUGAUUUAACCAAAGAAUCUGAACGCCUUUGCCUUCUUCUCCAUGAAGCUUUGUUGCCGAAACACUCUCACCUUAAAGUCUGCAGCGACAAUCCGCUGGCUAUGAAUCAAGUGUUGCAAAUAGUGCGUCGACCUGCCGUUGUAAACCAGCUACGUGUUCUAGCAGAGCAUAAAUGGAAAUCAGCGAGUCUUAUAAACCAGCGAUCCAAUACAGAUAUGUAUUUCCUUAUAUGGAUGUUGCAUCUGCUAGCGCUAGAAGAACAUCAUGUCUUCCAGGAAUGGCUCAUCAAUAUGCAGGCCGAGUACGGUGUAGAAGUAAAAGAGAAGAGACUAGCCAAUCCAGAGAGGAUUCCCCUCCAUAUUGGUUUGUGGUCCGAAAAGAGCAAAAAUAAAGUGGAGUUCUUCAGUAUGAUGCAUACUUUCUUUGAGUCUGUUCGUUGCAUGUAUGAAUGGAAUGAUCCAGUCCAAUCUGUUGGCAUAUUCAACCGUUUCUUAGGUCUGCCGGCAAAGAGAGCAGUCGACCCACUCAUCCCAUCUAUCACCAAUGCAGUCAUGUUCCUGGAACUGAAAUAUACUGUAUGUCUCGCUGUCUAUGCAAGGUGUAACAAUAUUUCAGUCAUCGUUCCUGCAAACUACCUGGCGCAAAUCAACUUUUUCGAUGCCUUGUUGGGUACCGGAAGAGGUAAAUAUGGUACAUAUGUCUCUGUUAAUAACUACCAAUUCAAACCGGACAGUAUCAAGCUUUUGAGUGGACAGAUUCGUUUCAUGGUUAAACUAAUGUGCGGUGAACUUUCCAAACACUUCAAUAUUCUUGGCGAUGCGUUUUAUUUGGAAACAGACGAGUACAUAAAGUCUGGAGAAGCUGAGCGUGCGUUGAUUCUAGCACUAGUGAUGUUGGUGAAUAUUGAAUACGUGACCCCAGUCGACUGUGAACUGAUGCUGAGAAAGCAGCUGAUGAACAUAGAACUAAGCUCAAGACUACCUUACAGACUGUCGGAUGCCAUCAAUGCCAUCCAUCGUGCUGAAGGCAUUUCAGAUAUCGUAGUACUUCUGAAGACACUUCUUCGUAGACGAGAAGAUGAGUACUUAUAUAGCUGCACUUGGAGAUGGGAUCCCUGGAUGCAAGGAUUGUACCACGAAAAUCUCUCAGAAAAGAAGACCUUUAGAAGAUUCAAAACCACAAUUGCGACUGAAAUACCACCAGAAAUGGACAGUGCUAAUGUCAUGCGUGAACUUGAAGAUUUCCCUGUAAAGCCAGAUGAAAUAGCUCGUGUUAGACAGGAGCAAGCCUAUCACGAUAGACAACGACGAAUGCAGAUACAAGCGAAGAAUAUAAUAGUACGCUAUUAUAGAGCACACAGAUUACGAUGCAGUUUGAAAGCACUUGUUUGCAACGGCCGUCAUUCUUUAUCCAUUGAAGAUAACAAGUAUGAUGAGGUGAAGUUCGAUGAUGACGAGGGAGAUACAAAGAAUGAAGUGAGCGAAAGAUCUCCAAGUCCAACGACUGUGGCCGCUGAUGGGUCAUCCAGGAAAUCAACAACAUUAACCAGCAUUGGGGAGCAGUUAUUAAUGACAGCAGGAGAUGCAAAACCAACCACACCACUUCCUUCGUCAUCCUCUUCUAAUCCAAUGAAUGGUCCCGGGGGAGAUCUUAAGGAUAGGGACAGUCACACUUAUGAAAAGGACACCUCGCCAACUCACCGAGUACACGUACACAACCUCCAACACAUACAGAAGACGAGUGACUUCAACACUUACAAGAAAAGUUACAUGACAAGAGUUCUACCAGUCAUCACAGACUGUGACGGUUUCUAUCAAGACAUGGAUCAACAAUCUGAUUUGUUUGGGAGUCAAACUCAACUUGCAUUGGAUAUACAGAAAUUGAAAGGCGCUAAAACCAAGCUGGAUGAAAUCGUAAGAGAAGUGCAUCAUCAGCGUUCGUGGGAACGGAUUGGAGACGUAGUUGAACCCGCAGAUGACUUGUGUACAAUCCUGAAUCAAGUAAAGAAACUUAUAAAGGAGAUUAGACAAGAGGAAGACAGUAAAUUCAGUCUGGCCACUGGAGGUGCUGGCCUUGUUGCUGCUGAUGGGGGUGGGAUUGAUGAAGAGGACGUUGUCUUGGCAACAGCAGGCGAAGAUGAACAAGACCUGCCUGGUCAUUUAUUAAAAGUCAGUGAACAGUUUAAGAAGAAGCAACCUAAACAAAAAGGCGGCAGAGCGAAAGGCAAACGCAGAAAGAAAUAA